AUGGCAUUGCGUUGGAGGGUCUAUUCAGGGAGGGAGGAGAGCACGCUAAUCGAUGUGAGAUCUCUCAAACCCACAAACUCUGAUGGUCUUGCUGCUCGUGGAUCACAUAGAUCGGCGGAGGAGGUCUCACUGGGGUUUCUUUGUUGCUUGUCUAAAACAGGACGUGCUCAUUCUAAACGAAUCGCCUCUCCUCGGCGGCCGUCAAAGCUCGCAGAGCCCUCGUUAUAGGCAAAAUCCUCACGAGGUAAAAAACUACGUUGCCCUUCUUCCUCUUAAUCUUUUCUGCUGCCUCUGAGCUGCCGUCGGAUAUGUCUGAGAGAGAGGGUGCAAUACUCGAUCAUUUGCUUCCCUUCCAGGCGCUUAAAUCUAACCUGACUCGUCCUGUUUCCCUUGGCAGCAGCGCGCGAGAAGCUCGUUCAAUCCCAGGCGAUGGAGCGGGAAUAUGAUGGUCGAUGUAAGUUUUUUGAUGACCUUACCCGCUGUGUUCCUCCUAGCUCUGACCGGGAGGCGUACAAGAAGCAGCCCCGCCUCCAAUGCGCUGACUUUGGUUCCCUCAUUGACUUUCUGUCUGCCUUAGGAGGUGAUGAUACUUGACGAUGGAUCGGCGGGGCUUCAUGGAGCGGCGGACUUGAUCCGGCGGCGCAGCCAUCUUCUGCCAGGUAUGCGGCCGCCGGAGGGAGGGCAGCAGACAAGAGUGGCGAGCUCGGGGUUAACCGAGGAGAUGGCCUUGUUGCUCUUGAGGCCCAGAAAGUAUGUACCCUCCACCGCCUGCGCCAACGACGAAACCUGCUGCAUCUGCCAGGUAAUUUCAGGGAGAAGACGGACGGUUGGUGUCGCCGCCGACCAGCCCAGCAGCUUCUCUGACUGCUCGAUGUGUCUUUGUGCCUGGCAGGAGGAUUACACCAAAGGCGAAGACCUCGGGAUGCUGAGCUGCGGGCACGGCUUCCACGUAGCCUGCAUAGGGAGAUGGCUGACACAGAGGAAUGUCUGCCCGAUCUGCAGGAAGACCGCCUUCCUGCCCGCUGUGUGA
This is a messenger RNA of Spirodela intermedia, 1030 nucleotides long. NCBI's taxonomy places the organism in Eukaryota, Viridiplantae, Streptophyta, Magnoliopsida, Alismatales, Araceae. The record is from the annotation of a GenBank genome assembly.